AUGUCGGGGCACAUCUCAUCCGACCAUUCUCGCUCCGGCUCGAGAGCCUCACAAAGCGCUCGGUCGUCCAACGGCGAGGCUUAUGACACGACCCCUCGCCAGUCCCUCGGUCGCAAUUCUCGCGUCUCCAAUCCGAAUGUAUUCUCCGACGAGUACUCACUAGAACCCAUCCAGGCUGAUGAUCACAUCGAACGGGCCCCCUCUCCUGCGUCGGUUUCCUCUUCGACCACUCUCCGGUCCCUCCAUCCUACCCAGAAGACAGUCAGCCAGGCUACGACCGAGAAUGAGAAUCCGUUCGGGGAUGACGCUCGUCUGUCGAUCGAGGAGGCCCAUCGAUCGAGCCUUCCCCAGAAGGGUAUGACCGGCUUCUCAACUAAUCGAGGAUCGAUCGUUUCAACCAACAGUAAUUCCGCUGCUGUCCAGCGAAAUCAAAGUGUCUCUUCUCGAUUCUCGUUGCCCCGCGCCAUGAGUCCCUACACCGGAGCGACCGGACCAAGUCAUCCCUACGCCAUGUACCCGCAAGUUGGCGUGUCCCGUUCGCCAAGUGUGGCUAGUUCUGCCACAAUCCGCCAACACGAUCGGAUGCCGGAUGAAUCUAGUGGUCCCCAACAUCCUUAUGCGAUGUACCCGCAAAAUGUCGUCGACGAAGAGAUGGAUGCCAGUGUGAUCCCCGUUGGUUUUCCGGGUCAUAAUCCGCCGUAUCAACCACCACCGGACCGUCGCAAUAAUGAUGUGGGUGACAUUAUUGGGGCUGAUGGGCAUGCUGAGCCAUUGCCACCUUACUCACGAUACCCUACCGGGGUAAUUCCAAAGCCUCCGGGCACCGAACCAGCGCCUGAACCAGGCAUCAUCGCAGAGGCUGAGCAUUUCCAUGCCACAUCUCCAGUGCACCCACAACCUUCAUCAGACGUCACCGCACAUGCCUUGGCACCUCAAUCUUCUGGAAGUACCACGGCGGUGGAUAAUGACUCUCGGGAUGACAGGGAGGGUGUCGCGCCUGCUACUGGUAUUAUGGCAUUCGAGGAAAAGCUCAAACACAAGGGCAAGAAGACAGUGUGCUGUGGUUUGCCCAUUUGGACCAUCAUUCUGGUCGCUACAGUUUUGUUGAUCGGUGGAUCCAUUGGUGGCGCAAUUGGGGGUAUCAUUGGGGGCAAGAAGGCCGCCGAUGCAAAUGAUCGUCAACCGCCCGGCGAGUCACAUGGACCGCAAAUUGUCACGGUCACCGCAACCCCCUCUCUGGAUUAUUCAACAAUGACCAGUUCUCCGACGAGUUUUAAGCCACUGCCAACAGGGCAUUUCGCCGUCCCUGCGCAAUUACACAAUUCUUCGCGUAUGUGCGUCGAGGAUAACAAGUUCCGGCAUUCCUGGAGCUGCAUGGAUAAACCAUCAGCCUUGGACAUCUUCUUUGGUGGGGAGAGUGGCCAUCACUCGGUCGUGUUCAGUAACGCCAGUCCCACGUCCACCUUCACGUAUGGUGCGCAACCGCCGAUUUUCCCCACUCCAACACAGCCUCUUGGCUUCGCACUCGACACUAGUGAAACAGGCCUAGGCCCAGCCCUGUUUUUCUUUGCCCGGUUUGAUAAGCUUGUCAUAGUACCCGAAUCUCAGUUUGAGUCGGCAGGGUCCAUCUCUGCACGUUCUUUCAGUGGCGAUGGAUCCUUUCUUGAUCGGGUACAUCGCAUGCAGACUGCGCAGCCUGGCGAUAAGCCUUGGUUCUGCUUUUGGAACCAAACAAUGAUGGAAAUGUUCAUCUACGUCAAUCAAUUCACAGAUGCAGCGAUCACUGACAGUAUCCUCGUCUCAUCGGAUGUGGCCACCGUAACAGCAAGCCCCACAUCCACGCCCAGUGGAGGCAAUCGACCUCAAUUCCCGAGAAAAGUCAAGAUCGAAGAGCGGCGUGAUUUUGCUGGGAUUCAACAGCCAUAUUGUCAGCAAAUGCAAGUGGGCUCUGACGGUCAUAUCACGGGACCCAUCCAGAGCCAGAUUAUCAGUAUUCAAGAACGAGAGCCGACUCCAACGACAACCUACACAAACACGAAUGACGGCGCACAUCAAACUUAUACGGCAAAGGUGCAAUUCGCAACUCCAUGUUAUUGCCUGUCGACAACUGAUUAG
Messenger RNA from Penicillium oxalicum, 2115 nucleotides. RefSeq lists its product as uncharacterized. Bases 1 to 2115 code for a protein of 704 amino acids. The record is from RefSeq and is a predicted model, not a curated record. Lineage: Eukaryota; Fungi; Ascomycota; Eurotiomycetes; Eurotiales; Aspergillaceae. The transcript has a single exon.